This is a messenger RNA of Oncorhynchus nerka (sockeye salmon), 1900 nucleotides long. Its product is annotated as zinc finger and SCAN domain-containing protein 2-like. The transcript is spliced from 4 exons. Bases 172 to 813 code for a protein of 213 amino acids. Gene Ontology annotation, biological process: regulation of transcription by RNA polymerase II. The record is from RefSeq and is a predicted model, not a curated record. Gene Ontology annotation, molecular function: RNA polymerase II cis-regulatory region sequence-specific DNA binding; DNA-binding transcription factor activity, RNA polymerase II-specific. Lineage: Eukaryota; Metazoa; Chordata; Actinopteri; Salmoniformes; Salmonidae.
GUCUUCAACAACGACAAAGGGCUUCUGAUUCACCCACCGCGGUUGUUUGCUAGCGAACCUAAAACAUUGAUGUGUAUAUUACUCUUGGUGUUUAGAACUGUUUACGUGUUUACGUUUCUACUAGUUCAUUUAAACGUGAUUUGAUACGGCACGAGGCUAAUCGCUCGGAACAUGAGCUCACUAAUCUCGACGGAGAAAGAAGCUCUGGUGAAAGGAGAGGAAGAAGCUUUCAGGAUGAAAAGGGAGGAAGAGGAGGCUAUCACAUUGAAAGAAGAAGAGGAUGAUAUUACAGUUAAAGAGGAAGAUGGGAAAGAGGUUGUCAGAGUGGAAGAAGAGGAGGUAGAAGCUUUCAGAAUCAAAAAGGAGGAAGAUGCCAUAACAUUGAAAGAAGAGAAUGAAGUGAACGAAGAGGAAGAACCUUUUGGAGUAAAAGAGGAAGAGGAGGAUAUCUCAAUAAAACAGGAGGAGACUGAAGUUCCGAUUUCCACCAGAGAGAGACAUGACUAUCGUGGAUCCUCUGGGGAGCCUCAACAUCCUGAUGCUGACGAGACAGAGAGGAGUCUCUCCAGAUCAGAACACCAGAUGGACAACGCUAGCCCUUCCACCCUCCCGGAGUCCCCAUGCCGUGCCUCUCCCAGUAGCACCUUACCGCUGGGUAUGAAGAGGUUGUCUGUGCUGCUGGUGGACUGCAGGAAAACAAUGGAGCUGACUGGAACUGUGAGAGGAGGAGAAGAGAAGGAUGGAUCAGAUUUGACACAUCAAACUCCAGUGGACAUUCCUGCAGUCAGCAUGCCAAUUACAAGCUCCCUCUGAGACAUCUGUGGCAUUGUGACAAAACGGCACAUUUUAGAGUGGCCUUUUAUUGGCCCCAGUGCAAGGUGUACCUGUGUAAUGAGCAUGCUGUUUAAUCAGGUUCUUGAAAUGUCACACCUGUCAGGUGAAUGGAUUAUCUAGGCAAAGGAGAAAUGUUCACUAACGGAUGUAAACAAAUGUGUACAUCAAAUUUGAGGUAAAUAACCUUUCAUGCAUGUGGAAAAAUUCGGGGAUAUUUUGUUUCAGCUCAUGAAACAUGGGACCAACACAUUACAUAGUUAUAUUUUUAAUCUUCCCAAAAUAUUUCACAUUCUUUUUUUACUUUACCCAAAAUAUCGUGACAUUAAUGAAAGUCAAAAUGUUAGAAAUGUGUGAACUUCCCUUUAUUUCUUAUUUUAUGUUUAAGGAAGUGUGUAGGUCACAUCCUGUAUCAACCCUUUCAACAACGGGGGGGAGAUGUUACUGAUGUGCUUUGUGUCUUCGACGUAAAAACAAGUUUUGGACUUCCACUUUAAAUGACUUAUUAUAUGUUUAAGGAAGUGUGUAGGUCACAUCCUGUAUCAUACAGCUAUGAAGGUUAUAUAUUUACAACCACCUGCUCGGUUGGAACCCAGUGAUGUCAUAAAACAGAAUUAAAAAUAAGUAAUGUAAAACUAAUCUAAAACAGAGAUAAUAAUAAGUAAUAGAGAGUAAUAGGAUACGGCGCCUGUCAAAUUUGAUUGAUUGCUGACCUUAUGACCUGAUGACCUGUACAGAAUAUGUGCCCCCGCCCCGCCCCCCCUGUUCGUGUGGUCAUGUGUUAGAGGGUGUUUGAACUUUUGGGGCCCAUGCCCCCCCCCUCCACCCCCCAGUUUUAUCUCCCUUAUGGUUGUUAUCUAUGAAGCAGGAAUGUCUGGGGCUAUAGAUAGCGCUGGGGCCUCAGCAUUAUAAAUGUCCAGAACAAGGCUUUCGAAACCCAGAACCGUAAACCCUAUUUUUUAAACAUGGAUUUUGCGAUCAGUGGCAAAGCUGUGAUGACUGUAGCCUCGGAGGCAGGACCGCGUCUGAAACAUCGAGAAAGGGCAAAGUAUACAGCCGCAAUAUACCA